Messenger RNA from Pterocles gutturalis (yellow-throated sandgrouse), 708 nucleotides. RefSeq names its product linker for activation of T cells family, member 2 (gene LAT2). NCBI's taxonomy places the organism in Eukaryota, Metazoa, Chordata, Aves, Pterocliformes, Pteroclidae. The transcript is spliced from 12 exons. Bases 1 to 708 code for a protein of 235 amino acids. The record is from RefSeq and is a predicted model, not a curated record. Gene Ontology annotation, biological process: calcium-mediated signaling; B cell receptor signaling pathway; B cell activation. Gene Ontology annotation, cellular component: plasma membrane.
AUGGCUCAGCUGGAGCUGCUGUGGGCGGCCGCCGCGCUGAUGCUGCUGGGGGCCAUCGUCAGCCUCUGCGUCAAGUGCCAGCUCUCCGCGACCAAGCGAGCGAAGCAGCCGAGCGAGCGGAGCAGCCAGUUCGAAAGCCAGCAGGGGUUUGAGGUGAUUCGCUCCCAUUCCAGUGAGUACGACCGUUGCGCGGGGCUCCUGCCUUGUGGGGUGGGGGUCCUGCACGCACAGAAUGGGGGGUCUGACUGCGUGCUGCUGGCAACCAUUUCAAUGGAAGCCAAGGAAAUAGCUGUGGCUGUACAUAAUAGGAAAACCACCGAGGAGUUCAGUGCCUCCUGCCGUGCUGGAUACGGGAGCAGGACCGAGUCCAGAUAUCGGAAUUUCCUGACAGAGGACUACCUGCGAGGAGAUGCUGCCUACGUGGAGCCCAUCUCUCUGGAUUACUACAACUGCGCCCGCUUCUUCACGCCACCCAUCGAGAAAGAGGAGGAUUCCCAUUCCUACCAGAACGUCAUCAAUGGGGUGUCCCAUGGCUCCGACACGGAUGAUGCUCUAGACUACGAGAACAGCGCGGCCAUACACUUCUGGAAACUCCAGCAAGCAGAAGCUCUGCAGCCCGACAGCCUGGAUGAGGAGCCCGACUACGUCAACACGGCGCCUGUGUCAGGCCCUGCCCCGCUGGCAAAGCCAAGGUCUCAGUACCGCUGA